AUGAUGAGAAAUAAUUUAAUAUCUCAAUUGAAUUCUCAUUCAAUACCAAUAUAUGGAAAUGUUAAGGUGUUGGAUUUGAGUGAAAACAAAAUUAAAAAAUUGGAUGGACUUUCUUCUCUCAAAUACAGUUUACAAAUAUUAAAUAUUCAAAAGAAUGAAAUUGAAACAUUGAAUGACAUGUCUCAAGUGUUAGAAUUGGAACAAUUAACAAAUAUUGAUUUUCGAGGCAAUCCCAUUCAAUCCUUGGAAGAAGAAAAUUUAAUAUUUGAAGAAAUUUUAGAAAAAUGUAAUAAUGUUUGGUUUAUUAAUGGUGCGACGACUUUGGCAUCUCCAUUAGUGGAAGAGGAUGAAAACCACCAUUUUGAAAAGAAUGAAUACUCCAUCAUGAUGGAAUUCGAAGAAAAUUCAAACUCUUUCAAGAAUCAAUCAUGUUGUGGUCAUGUCUCAUCUCUCACUCCCAUGCAUGUUCAUGAUUUUGAAGAAAAUAGAGAACUUCAAUCCAUUUCUUCUUCAUCUAUACCACCACCACCACGAAAAUCGCAACAACAUCAACAACAACAUACACCGAUCUUUCCACCACAUCUUCUCACAAUAAUUUGGAAUUCUACAAUGAUGAAAAGAAGAGAAUGGCAGCAGAAGAACUUUUAA
Molecule: messenger RNA, 648 nt
Organism: Naegleria lovaniensis
Lineage: Eukaryota; Heterolobosea; Eutetramitea; Acrasida; Naegleriidae
Exons: 1
Coding region: 1-648 (215 amino acids)
Molecular function (GO): protein binding
Source: RefSeq, a predicted model, not a curated record